GUCCCGCUGUUCGUUGCACCGCUGUUACGCUCCCCCACUCGCUCCUGGCCUGCUCCUUUCUCCCGUUCAAACCCCACGACCUCCGGAUUUUACGCCUUCGUUUCUACCAGCAAAAAUAUCCUUUCGUCAUGGCCACUCCUCCCCAGGGCGGCCCAGUUCCUCCCCAAGGCGGCCCAGUCCCUCCCCAGGGCCCGCCGCAGGGCAUGCCGCCACCGCUGCGCCCCGGACAGCAGCCUACUCCCGAGCAGAUCGCCUUCAUGCAGCGCCAGCUGGCCGCCGAGGCUGAGAAGCACGGCAUGACGGUCCCGCAAUACGUCGAGCAGCUAAAGAUGCAGGCGAUGCGCCAGCAGCAGAUGCGGAUGGCGCAGCAGGCGCAGCAGGCGCAGCAGCAAGGCCAACCCCAGCAGGCUCCUCAAGGCCAGCCUGUCCAACCCGGCCCUCCUCAGCCUCACGCAAUCGCCAUCGCCAACUUCCUCCGGGGCCAAGACCUCAAGCCGCGGACGUGCAUCUUGAACGAGAAGCGGAAGGACAUGUUCAAAGUCAAGCGCGCCAUCCGCGCCCUCUUCUCCCCGGCCUACGAAAAGGCACGCGCUAAGAACCCUCUGCUCCCGCCCGUUACGGACCGCGCCUCCGCCGAGAACGUCUUCAAGCAGCUUCCGCUGUCCCUUCUGGCGCUCCGCGUCUCCAAGAUCGACCCGCACGAUGGUCACUCGCACGGCAAGAAGAAGCGCGUCAAGGGUCUGUGGACGGUGAAGAUCGAGCAGCAGCAGAAUGCCGACGACGAAAGCCACUACGUCUGGCUUUACGAGGGCAGCCAGUGGAAGACGAAGCUGUAUGCUCUGGGUGCCCUGGUUGCGGUCUUCGCGGUCGUGCUGUUCCCGCUGUGGCCGUUGUUCAUGAGGCAGGGUGUGUGGUAUCUGUCCAUGGGCAUGCUGGGCUUGAUUGGUCUCUUCUUCGCCAUGGCCAUCUUCCGUUUGAUUCUGUUCUGCAUCACUGUCUUCAUCACACCACCCGGUCUCUGGCUCUAUCCCAACCUGUUCGAAGACGUGGGCUUCUUCGAUUCGUUCCGUCCGUUCUGGGCAUGGCAGGAGACCGAAGAGGACAAGCGCCGCGUCAAGGAAAACAAGAAAGCCAAGAAACUGGCCCGCAAGCAAGCCAAAUCCGAAAAGCAUGCCCAUCCAGCCGGUGCUCCCGCCCCUGCAGCUGCAUUCGCUCCCGCUCCCCCCGCCGCCGCCGCGCCGCCGCAACCUGCCGCCACUGAAGAGGCAACUCCGGAGCCGCAAGCAGCAGAACAGCCGGUCGACGAGGCGCCUGCGGCGACGGGUGUCGCGCAGGCCGAGACGGGCGAGACGAGGCAGCGCAUGCAUGCGAGCGUCGAGGAGGCGGAGGAGGAGUAGUAGUAGUAGCAGCAGCAGCAGUUCAUAUGACGAGAAUGACGGUGACGAUGCCCUGUCGCGUGCGAGCGAAGCGUGCUGGAGCCGUUUGCAGCACGAAACAAAAGUAGGGAACGAGCGGCGUGACGUAACGUUACGUGACGUGAUGAAAGAGACAGACGGGCAGGUACCCUUGAGCGGCUGGCCCUUUCUUGGAAGCGAUUGUGUGUGUUGUGUUAGUAGCGUACGUACUGUAACUCCGGGACAGGCGGUUGGGGCUGAGGGGGGCUGAGGAGAGUACUUCGGCCUCGUUCUCCCCUGGCUGGCUGGCUUCUCUUUCUUCGUGGUGCGAGGGUUCUGGUCUGGUCUGGUCUCUGCUGGCUGGCUGGGUUGGGGGGUAUGGAGUUAAUUAAAUGAUUAGUUGCGCGUACAUGAUUUGGUCUUUAAUUCUUCUUCGUAUUUUGAUAGUGCCUUUUUGUUGAAGUAAAUGUUCAUUCCAUCUUGUGCUG
Aplosporella prunicola CBS 121167 is the source of this 1882-nucleotide messenger RNA. RefSeq lists its product as uncharacterized. Gene Ontology annotation, biological process: post-translational protein targeting to membrane, translocation. Gene Ontology annotation, cellular component: endoplasmic reticulum membrane; endoplasmic reticulum. The coding region runs from base 129 to 1397 and encodes 422 amino acids. The record is from RefSeq and is a predicted model, not a curated record. The transcript is spliced from 3 exons. NCBI's taxonomy places the organism in Eukaryota, Fungi, Ascomycota, Dothideomycetes, Botryosphaeriales, Aplosporellaceae.